AUGGUUGGCCUCACCCUUGGAGGUGGCAUUGGACGCCAGCAGGGAACAGACGGCCUGGUGCUUGACGCUCUCCUAUCUGCCCGCGUUGUUACAGCCUCUGGCCAGGUCCUUGAAGCCUCUCAGACCUCCAAUCCUGAUCUCUUCUGGGCCAUUCGAGGUGCCGGGCAGAACUUUGGCGUCGUCUCCUCUGCAAAAUACCAGCUGCAUCCAUUGACUGGUACAUUCACGAGCAUUGACCUUGCCUUCCCAGCCCAUCUCAAUUCCUCCUACUUCCACGCCCUCGCCGAGUUCAACCUCUCUGAAAAAUGGGCAAUCGCCUCGUACAUAUUCUACGACACUGCCACUGGAGAGGCCGGCCUAAGAGCAAGCUGCGUCUACCACGGCCCCAAAGCCCAGGCUAUCUCACUGCUGGCUCCAAUCCUCGAUCUCGGACCCAAAGAAAAGAACAUCACCGAACUCCCAUGGAACCGCCUCACAGCGGAGGGCUCCUUCGGAUGGGACGCCAUGAUCUGUACACCAGGAGGCCAGCACGAGCUCUUCGCUGCGAACCUGCGCGAGCGCAACGCCACAGCCUGGGUGUCCAUGUUUAACACCAUGAACGACCUAUUUGCCUCGACGCCAGGUGCGCGUAAGGGAACGGUGCUUUUCGAAGCUUGGUCGAAUCAAGCUAUGAAGGCUGUGCCGGAUGACGAGACGGCCUAUCCGUGGCGGGAUACGCAGGUGUAUCUGAGUGUCCAGAAUGCCUGGACCGAGGGAGACGAUGGUGCUAGAGAUGCAGCUGCGGCCACUGGACGUGCUAUCCGUGAGGAACUCGCUGAGACCUCUGGAUAUGGAGGGCUUGCUGUGUAUGUGAAUUAUGCACAUGGGGAUGAAACCAUCGAGGAGGUUUAUAGCGAGAGAAAGUUGCCCAGACUGGCGGAAUUGAAGAGGAAGUAUGAUCCUGAUAAUGCCUUUGGGUAUUAUCAUGCUUUACCGACUGUUUAUCCCUGA
Molecule: messenger RNA, 990 nt
Organism: Aspergillus puulaauensis
Lineage: Eukaryota; Fungi; Ascomycota; Eurotiomycetes; Eurotiales; Aspergillaceae
Product: FAD-binding oxidoreductase
Exons: 3
Coding region: 1-990 (329 amino acids)
Molecular function (GO): oxidoreductase activity; FAD binding
Source: RefSeq, a predicted model, not a curated record